Heteronotia binoei (common prickly gecko) is the source of this 2516-nucleotide messenger RNA. RefSeq names its product cytochrome P450 2K6-like. Lineage: Eukaryota; Metazoa; Chordata; Lepidosauria; Squamata; Gekkonidae. The record is from RefSeq and is a predicted model, not a curated record. The coding region runs from base 32 to 1513 and encodes 493 amino acids. The transcript has 10 exons. Gene Ontology annotation, molecular function: iron ion binding; oxidoreductase activity, acting on paired donors, with incorporation or reduction of molecular oxygen, reduced flavin or flavoprotein as one donor, and incorporation of one atom of oxygen; heme binding. Gene Ontology annotation, cellular component: cytoplasm; intracellular membrane-bounded organelle. Gene Ontology annotation, biological process: xenobiotic metabolic process.
AUAACCUUGACAAGCAAUUUCUUAGCAAGAAAUGGAUUGGAUGGAUCCUCUCACUGUGUUGUUCCUAUUUGCCCUUAUACUUGCAUUCCUUCGGGAAAUGAAUGAUUUCUGGAAGAGCAGUAGCCAAAAGCUUCCACCAGGACCACGCCCAUUACCACUCAUUGGAAACCUUCACUUACUGGAUCUGAAGAGGCCUUACAGAACCAUGUUAAAGUUCUCUAAACAAUACGGCCCUGUCUUCAGGCUCCAGUUUGGAUUCCAGAAAAUGGUGAUUCUGGCGGGCUACAAGACUGUGAAGGAAGCUUUGGUGAACCAGGCAGAUGCCUUUAUGGACAGGCCCGUGAUCCCAGUGUUUGAAGAGUAUGAUCGUGGCAAUGGUCUUGUUUUUUCUAAUGGUGAGAACUGGAAAGUGAUGAGGCGGUUUGCGAUAAGCACGUUAAGGGACUAUGGGAUGGGCAAGAAGACCAUAGAAGACAGAGUUGUUGAGGAGUGCCAUUUCCUAAUACAGAAGUUCGAAACUUUUGAAGGAAAACCAUUUGAGGCUACUACAAUCAUGAAUGCUGCUACUGCCAAUAUUAUAGUGACCAUCUUACUUGGCAAGCGAUAUGAAUACGAAGAUCCCACGUUUAUAAGAUUACUGAACUUGCUCAAUGAAAACAUCCAGCUCAUUGGGAAGCCCUCGGUCAGGCUGUACAACAUGUGUCCUUCUCUGGGUUUCCUUUUUGGUGGUCGCAAGACCGUCCUGAAGAACAGGGAUGAACUGUUCGCCUUCAUACAGGCCACCUUCAUAGAGCGCCUCAAAGAACUGGAUAAUCACAGGACAUUGAUCUGGACUUUUUUGGAAGGCUUCCAGCCUACCAAGAACCAGAGCAACAGAUUUUUCCAUAAUGAAAACCUAAAAUCUGUUGUCUCAAACUUAUUUGGCGCUGGCAUGGACACCACUUCGACUACCUUGGGUUGGGGCAUAUUGCUGAUGAUGAAGUACCCUGAAAUUCAGAAGAAAGUGCAAGAUGAAAUGACAAAGGUAAUCGGGUCCGCUCAGCCACGGAUUGAGCACCGAGCAAAACUGCCCUACACGGAUGCAGUGGUCCACGAAGUCCAGAGGUUUGGUAAUAUUGCCCCUACCACUCUACCACGUGCCACCACUGCAGAUGUCACUCUUGGAGGCUACUUCAUCCCGAAGGGAACAUAUAUCCUUCCAUUGCUGUACUCUGUGCUGUAUGAUGAAUCCGAGUGGGAGAAACCCUUUAAGUUCUAUCCUGAGCACUUCCUUGAUUCCGAAGGAAAGUUUGCCAAGAGAGAUGCCUUCCUGCCUUUCUCUGCAGGUCGGAGAAUGUGUGCUGGUGAGACCCUGGCCAAAAUGGAGCUCUUCCUCUUCUUCGCGAGUCUCCUGCAGAGAUUCACUUUCCAGCCAGCCCCUGGGAUGUCGAAAGAAGACCUGGACCUGACCCCUGCGGUAGGGUUAGCUGUGUCUCCAAUGCCCUUCAGUUUCUGUGCUUUGCCACGUUCCUAACAUCCCGCCAUGCUUAGUUCCUUCUGCACACCAUCCUGCAACUAUUUGCUUAUUAUGGACAUUUGAGAUUCAACAGAACCGGACAAUCCUUUGUCACAAACCUUUGUAUUUAGUUCAAAAUAUGAACUUCACUUCUUGAAUUGUUUCCUGUACAGAAAAAAAAACAAUUCCGCCGGGAACUGGUUGAGGCAGCAGAAGUCCUUAUUCCAUCUGCUUAGCGUCCCUUCCUUUCUGUGAUGCUAACUUAUUUUAUUAUUACAUCCUUGGGUCUAUAGCUGAUUUAUAGAAUGUGCCCAAUGGAAACCGCUGCCACCUAUGGUAUAUAUAAUCAUCAUCAUCAAAGUUUAUUACAGUCUCACGACCAGAAUACAGUAUAAACAUAAUAUGAAAGAAUAAAAACAGACAUAGACAUACUAAAAUAGAGAUCGAAAUUUGAGAACUUUUAAAAUGCAAUUCCCGCAGUCUAAGAAUUAAUGCACAAAACUCGGCAACUGAAUGCGUAAUCUCUGAAUUCUUAUCUGAUAAGAAGCAAUUAAGUUUUGCUUUGUUUGUAUUAAUAUAAAAAGGUGUCUAAUGGAUUAAUUGUUCUAAAACAAGCCUCCCUAUAAUAUGAGCAACUGGGAAAAAAAAUGCUCUACAGAUUCAGCUUCACUUAGAGAGCAUGAGCAUAGCCUUUCAGAAUAGGGGGUUUUAUUGUACCUGCCUUGCAUAACUGCAGAUGGAAGGGCAGAACAUCUAGCUAGAGAAAACGCCCUUCUAAAAUUUCUUCUUUCCAAUGAAGUCAGAUAUGACUUCAUAUCAUAUCAAAUAUCAAAAGCUCAGUAGUGCUUUUGAUAUUUAACACCCCAAGGUGGUACAUAUACUGUUUUCUUUUGUAAGUUUUAAUUGUUUUAACCUUUGUUAUUAAAUUGUUUUAACUUUUGUUGUUAUUCGCCCUGAGCCCGUUCACAGGAAAGGGCAGAAUAUGUUAACAUAAACAAACAAUAAAUUUUUCUGCGUCUGA